AUGAAGUUCCUCGUUUCACUUGCUGCCUUGCUGGCAGUUGGACUGGCCGAAGACCCGCUUGAGCCGGCCGACUUUGAUGUCAGAGCUGCCUUGCAGGCCGAGGGUGUUGACGUCUCAAACAUACCCAAUUCCGCGAAGAGGGCGGAUAGUGCCUGUUCCGCCGCAUGCGAUAUACUGGAGAAGACUUUUGGCGAUGGCUCGGUCUUGAAGGAAUCCAGCCCUGCAUACAAGACGUUUACUCAAUCCUACUGGUCUGCCCAGCAGAGAAAUAUCACGCCAGGAUGUAUCUUCAAGCCUGAGCAGAGGAGGGAUGUUUCAGUUCUCGUUCUGGUUUCCAGGCUCAUGGGCUGUCCAUUUGCUGUCAAGAGCGGUGGACACUCAGCAGUACCUGGAGGAUCCAACGUGCAAGACGGCAUCACUGUUAGCUUCGAGCGGAUGAACAGAACCACUCCAUCCGCUGAUAAAAAGAGUGUCACAUUUGAGCCUGGUCAGACUUGGGUCGAUGUGUACAGGAAGCUAGAACAGGACAAGCUGGCCAUCAUUGGCGGCCGAGCUGCCAGUGUCGGUGUCGGAGGCCUGACUCUCGGUGGAGGUAUCUCUUACUUCUCGAGCAUGUACGGGUUAGCAUGCGACAAUGUCAUUUCGUAUAAAUUGGUCACGGCGUGUGGUAAAGUGAUCAAUGUCGACAAGGACUCAUAUCCUGACCUCUUCUUCGCGCUGCGAGGCGGCGGCAACAACUUUGGUAUCGUCACCAAAUUCAACGUGGUUGCCAUCGCCAGAGAUCCAAUCAUGUGGGGAGGCACGCGAACGUACACCAGCAGGACCUUUCCUGCUCUUCUCAAGGCAUACUACAACCUUGGGCUGAACGCAACCAAAGACGGAAAGGCGCACCAGAUUCUGUCAUUCGCCUGGGCUGGAGGCGAGAUUGGCCCAAUAGCGGUUGUAGAGCUGGAACACGCCGACAAGGUGGAAAACGCGACCGUCUUGAGCGAGUACAAUGCCAUUAGUAGGGAAGAAGCAGUCCAGUACAACACGAGCUUCAAGAGCCUUGUCCAGCUCACCAGCGAACUGGGCGAGACGGCCGCCGCUCCUGGCCUUCGCCAACAGUUCUGGACCUGGACUUCCAAGCUUGACCUCGACCAGGCUACGAGGACCAAGGACAUUUUCUACGAGGAGCUCAAUAAAAUCGCAGAGUUUACUGAUAUCUCGCCUGCGCUCUCCCUCCAAGUCAUCACGGAGCCCAUGAUCGAAAAGACGGCACGGAACGGGGGGAACCCGCUAGGUCUCGAUCCCCAAGACGGCCCUCUGAUGCUGUCGCUUGUUUCAAUCCGGUGGACCAAGGCCACGCAUGACCAGACGGUGCACGACUUUGCAGAAAAGGUGCUGAAACGGUGCGUGGCAAGUGCCAAGGAAGCAGGCACGUCGACAGAUUACCUGUACAUGAACUACGCCAGCCCGUGGCAAGAUGUGAUUGCCGGUUACGGCCCCGAAAACAAAGCCAGACUGCGGGACGUGGCCAACAAGUACGACCCCACCAGCGCACAAGAGCUACCUUAA
Messenger RNA from Exserohilum turcica Et28A, 1557 nucleotides. RefSeq lists its product as uncharacterized. NCBI's taxonomy places the organism in Eukaryota, Fungi, Ascomycota, Dothideomycetes, Pleosporales, Pleosporaceae. The record is from RefSeq and is a predicted model, not a curated record. The transcript is spliced from 5 exons. Bases 1 to 1557 code for a protein of 518 amino acids. Gene Ontology annotation, molecular function: FAD binding.